Molecule: messenger RNA, 3963 nt
Organism: Equus quagga
Lineage: Eukaryota; Metazoa; Chordata; Mammalia; Perissodactyla; Equidae
Gene: ITIH6
Product: inter-alpha-trypsin inhibitor heavy chain family member 6
Biological process (GO): hyaluronan metabolic process
Molecular function (GO): serine-type endopeptidase inhibitor activity
Source: RefSeq, a predicted model, not a curated record
AUGUCUGAGUGGAGGUGCCUCAUCUGUGUCAGCUUUUUGCUGACCAUUCUACUUGAACUGACAUACCAGGGACCUCCAGGCUGCCCCUGAUCAAGCACAAAGCUGUUGAUGACAAACUAUUCACAGUGUUCUACUGUGGUUUCCCGCUAUGCCCACACCUUGGUCACCUCUGUCUUGUUUAAUCCACAUUCUGAGGCCCAUGAAACUGUCUUUGACCUGGAUCUGCCUCGCCUUGCCUUUAUCGCAAUUUCACUGACCAUCAACAAUGAAGUCUACAUUGCAGAAGUCAAAGAGAAGCAUCAGGCAAAGAAAAUCUAUAAGGAAGCCCAUCAGCAGGGAAAGAUAGCUGCUCAUGUAGGCAUCAUGGACCCGGAAUCCGAGAAGUUCCACAUGUCCACCAGCCCAGCAGCAGGCACAGAGGUGGAAUUUUCCCUGGCCUAUGAAGAGCUGCUACAAAGGCACCAGGGUCAGUAUCAGCUGAUGGUGAGCCUGAGGCCUAGCCAAUUGAUGAAAAGGCUGAGUGUAGAGGUCACACUGUCAGAAAGGAUGGGCACUGGCUAUGUUCACAAACCACCUUUGAGGACCAGUCGCCUGCACACCAACAUCCAUACCAGUGAGGCUGACUCGCCCCCAUCCACCAGGACUGAGAGGGCAGAGAUCCGUGUCCGAAUCACUUUCUACCCGACACUGCAAGACCAGUCUGCCUUCUCCAGCUCAGGCAUCACGGCCGACUUCACAGUCCAGUAUGACGUAGUCCUGGAGGACGUCACGGGAGAUGUGCAGAUUUACGCUGGCUAUUUUAUUCAUUACUUUGCUCCCAGAGGCCUCCCACCUGUCGAGAGAAACGUGGUGUUCGUUAUUGACGUGGGCGGCUCCAUGUUUGGUAUCAAGAUGAAACAGACUAAAACGGCCAUGAAUGUGAUCCUUGGUGACCUGCAGGCCAAUGACUACUUCAACAUCAUCUCCUUUUCUGACACAGUUAGUGUCUGGAAAGCUGGAGGCUCCAUCCAGGCCACCAUCCAGAAUGUUUAUGAUGCCAAGGACUACCUGGGCCACAUGGAAGCUGGUGGCUGGACCAACAUCAACACAGCUCUGCUGGCAGCUGCUUCAGUGCUGUACCCUAGCAACUAGGAGCCUGGGAGGGGCCCCAGUGUGGGGAGAAUCUCUCUUAUCAUCUUCCUGACAGAUGGAGAGCCCACAGCCGACAUGAUGACCCCCAGUGUGAUCCUCUCCAACAUCCUUCAGGCACUGGGCAACAGGGUGAAUCUUUUCAGCUUAGUUUUUUGGGAUGAUGCUGACUUCCCACUGCUACGUCACCUGUCCCUGGAGAACUGGGGAGCAGCCUGGCACAUAUACAAGGACACUGAUGCAGCCCUACAUCUGGAGGGCCUCUACAAGGAGAUCUUCAUGCCUCUGUUGACAGAUGUGCGUCUGGACUACCUGCGGGACUUAGUUGGGGCCUCCCCUUGGGUCCUUUUCCCCAACUACUUUGGUGGCUCAGAGCUGGUGGUGGCAGAACAGGUGCAACCAGGUGAGCAGAAACUAGGCAUCUACCUGGCAACCCAUGGCCCCAGGGGUCAGCUUCUCAUGUCCCGCCACAGUGAGGUGGCCACCAACAGCAGCCAGAAGGCCUUUGUUUUCCCAGGGGAGCCAGUCCCCAGUGUAGCCCACUUCAUCUGCCACCUCUGGGCAUAGGUCACCAUUGGAAAACUGCUGGAGGCACGCUUCCAAGCCUGUGAUGCCACCACUUACCUGUUGGCUGCCGAAGUCCUCAACCUGUCACUUGAAUACAACUUUGUCACACCUCUGACUUCACUGGUCACGGUGCAGCCCAAGGAGGCUGGUGAGAAGGCCAGGAGACAGACUCCCACCACAGGUGGACCAGGCACCAUCAUGCCCUCAUCCACCAGCAUGCAUGGCCUAGGGGCAGGCACAGCCUGACCAGCUUUGGCAGCUAAGUUCUCUCCCAAAUCAAGUCUUGUGAAACCAAAGUCCUACUUAUCCUCAACUACUCCUGCCUCUACAAAGAAGAUGCCUAAUUCCAAGGAGUUGGAGCCACUGGGUCAGAGCCGUAGUACUCUAUCCACUCUAGCACAGUCAAAGCCCAAAAUUUCAACACAACAGGAUUCUGGAACCUUGGCUCAGCCAACUCUCAGGAUGAAACUGGCUGCCCUUGUGCCUUCAAAUUCUGGUGCUCUAUUGCUUCUGAAGCCUAGUACAUCACCACACCAGAAUCCUGGUACCCUAUUACCCAUGAAUUCUAAGACACAAGUCCCACCUCUGAAUCCUGGCACUCCAUCCCAACCCAAAGCUGGCAUUAUGAAACAUGUUUCUCCACUGCACUGCAAACAUGGUGCUCCAUCACAAUCUAAACUGGAUGCCCCAACACCCCAACCUGGGGUAUUCACAUCACAGUCACCCAAAAGGCUGCCACAGCCCAGGCCUGAAGUCUCCACACUUCAGAUCCCCAAAUACCCACCACACACCAAACCAAGAGUUCCUCCUUCCAAGAGCCCAAAUAACCUGCCGCACUCUAGACCUGGGAUCCUCUUACCCAAGACCUCUAAAAUUCUGUCACCUCUUAAAUCUAGUGCCCCACCUCACCAAACUUCCCUCAGUUUAUCACUUUCCAAACCUAGGACCUCAAUCCCCAACAAACCCAAAACCCCAUUACCCACUAGACCUACCAGAUCCAGGCCCCUACCUCCUCAGAGCCGAAGCACAUUCCCAAGAGUCUCAAGUCCUACAAGUCUCAGCAGUACCAUAACCACCUCUGUUCUUAGAGAACCCCUCCCUACUCCCUUUCACCCCACUCUGCCCUCUCUCCUGCCCCCUGGAAGGCUCUGGCAUCAGCAUAACCUGCUGCCAUAACUCCAAAACACCAGGCAAAUUCUGAGACCAUCUGUGUCAGGAGUCCCAACAAUGGGCCUACCCAACAGCUCCAGCCCUAUGCCAGAAGGCAGCCCCUCAAACCUGCCAGUCUUGACUUCUAGCAUCCUCCCUGAGGCAGUCAGCCUGCUUCUUCUCCCUGAGGAGCUAGAGCUGCUCUCUGAGUCAAUGGUGGAAUCCAAGUUUGUGGAAUCCUUGAACCCACCAGCUUUCUAUAUUUUCCUCACUCCUGACAAAGAUGGGAAUCCACACUGGGAUGGCAAUUCUAAAGACAUCCUGGGAGGAGCUGGAAGUAGGAUGGACUCUCAGGAAAGCUCUACUGGCCUAGCAAAAUGGUUUCCAAACGGCUCCACCUUCUCAUCCUCAGUGGAUGGGGACACCCACUUUGUAAUUCACAAGCCACGCUCAGAAGAGAGGAUCUGCUUCACAGUGGAUGGGCAUCCAGGGGACCUGCUACAGCUCAUAGAUGACCCGAAGGCAGGGCUGCAUGUACAUGGACAGUUGCUUAGGGCACCACCAAGGCCAGGCCACAAGGACCAGACCCGUACCUACUUUCAGAUCAUCACAGUUACUGCAGACAAACCCCAGGCCUACACUAUGAUCAUCACUUGCAGUUCUAUAUCUGUGCAAGGCAAGUGUACCUUGCUCCUGUCCUGGGACCAGCCUGCCCUACUGAGGAGGCCCCAGUUGGAGCUCCACGUGGCUGCUGCAGCCUGCCUCACCAUCCACCUUGGGCCCCACCUCAAGCUCCUAGUCCUCUGGCACCACUACAGGCACCCCAGCACUCUGAACCUACCCCAUCUGGGGUUCUAUGUGGUCAAUGGCUCAGGUCUCAUCCCCUCGGCCUGUGGCCUGCUUGAGUAAUUCCAGCACACAGACAUCCGGUUGGUGGCAGGGCCCACGGGACCAAGACUGCAGAGGCACCAAGGCCCAGAUGUGCCUGUGGUUCUAGGCAAGAGGCUGCUGAAGGAUUCACCAGGGAUGCUGCCCUGCUGGGCUUUCUGCUGGCUGGUGAAGUGCUCUCAUGUACAGCAGCUGCUGGGCCACCCUUACCUUGCCUAUGUCCUGUUAUAG